UUUCUUCAUCAUUUGUCCUUCUUCUUGUUUGAUUUGAUUUCUUUUUGAAGAGCAAGAAUUUUAUUAUCUAAGAUCUCUUGUUGAUGCGCUUAGAUGAGUGUGGUGGGAUUCGAUGUUGGAAACGACAACUGUCAAUUCCACAAUGAAAACGGCGAUGGAAGUGGCACUAGAAUGGGAGAGAACCAGCAAAUUUGUGAUGCAUACCAAGAGGAGCCUGUAGAUGGUCAUUCCAUUGAUGUUGAGGCCAGUCUUGAUCUUAUGGGGACAAUGGAACAAGACCUUCAAAAGGAGAUAGGAAAUGCUGAUUUAGUCAUGAUUGAUGACCAAGAGAAGGAUCAUGAGAAAGAAACUGAGAUGGGAACCAAGGAAAAAGAUGGUGAUGAGGAGGCUAAAUCUGAGAAGCCUAAGAAGAAGAAAAAGAUCAAAGAAAGGCAAGACUCCAGCUAAAGUAGAUGCUCUAGUUGCUAACAACGUUGUACUUUGGUUAUUUUAAUUUCAAAGUAAAUAUAUGAUAUUAUUGAUAACCAUUUUUACUUACAGAUCUAUAUGUUUUACAUGCAAAGAUAUUCAAUGAUUUGGAAAAUAAAACAUGUAUUAGUAU
This is a messenger RNA of Arabidopsis arenosa, 601 nucleotides long. NCBI's taxonomy places the organism in Eukaryota, Viridiplantae, Streptophyta, Magnoliopsida, Brassicales, Brassicaceae. The record is from the annotation of a GenBank genome assembly.